UGACUCACUCAGCCGCGCGGAGGCUGGGAGAGCUCCGCGGUGUCUGUGGCGAACACGUCUUUAUCAACCAUUGAAUGAAACAACUAACUAAAGGACUAACUUCUGAAACAAGCAGCGUGUUUCUAACCUGAAACGACAUGAACUCCAUACGCCAAAGUGUCGUGAUGGAGCGACUUGUGAACGAGCUGGGCUCUCUGCUGAAGAUGCUGGACCACGAGACGGUCAGUCCUGCCACUUCUGAAAAGAUGGCCUCCAUACGUAACAUCCUGGACUCACUGCAGCUGUCAGUCAAUGGAUCAGACGUCUACAUGAACAGCUGUCUCUAUGGCAACGGGACCAGUUUUGUCGAGUCUCUGUUUGAGGAUUUUGACUGUGAUUUGCACAUGCUCAGUGCAUCUCCUGUGGAGCAGAAAGAGCACAAAGAGGAAGAGGAGGAGACCCAUCUGAAUAAAUCUACUCCGACAGACACGCCCCCUCCACUGCCGACCACCCCCCUCCCUGAUGACUACUAUGAAGAGGCUGUUCCUCUCGAUCCUGGAUCCACACCUCAGUAUUUUACCACCAACAUGAACACAUCCAGAAACUCUGUGGAGGAUGCCUACUAUGAAGAUGCAGACAAUAACUAUCCCCUCACCCAGAUUAAUGGACCUCCAAAAAACUCCUACAAUGACUCUGAUGCUCUGAGCAGCUCCUACGAGUCUUAUGAAGAAGAGGACGAUGAGGCCAAAGGGCGGGACCAGAGGGAGGAGAGCUCAGAUGUGCCAGUUAGAGACUGUCGCAUCUGUGCCUUUCUGUUACGAAAGAAACGCUUUGGCCAGUGGGCUAAACAGCUAGUUGUUGUCCGAGACAAUAAACUGCAGUGCUACAAGAGCAUCAAAGAGAGCACUCCUCAAACAGAGCUCCCGCUGAGUCUGUGCAAUGUCAUCUACGUCCCGAAGGAGGGGCGGAAAAAGAGACACGAGUUACGCUUCUCGUUGCCUGGGGGUGAAGCUCUGGUCCUGGCGGUUCAGAGUAAAGAGCAGGCCCAGCGAUGGCUCAAGGUGGUGCAAGAUGUCAGCAGCCAAAGUAGCUACACUGAUGGACUGGAGGGGUCCACCUCUCCGAUUAUACAGAGGAAGUUGGAGCUUGACAAGAUUCUGCACUGUGAAAGGCAGGCGUCGGACUCGGACAGCGGGCCAACAGCAGAAAACCAGUUCACUGCACAGGGACCAGGGCGGGACUCCACUGACUCACUCA
This is a messenger RNA of Labrus bergylta (ballan wrasse), 1236 nucleotides long. NCBI's taxonomy places the organism in Eukaryota, Metazoa, Chordata, Actinopteri, Labriformes, Labridae. The record is from RefSeq and is a predicted model, not a curated record.